Stylonychia lemnae is the source of this 651-nucleotide messenger RNA. The record is from the annotation of a GenBank genome assembly. NCBI's taxonomy places the organism in Eukaryota, Ciliophora, Spirotrichea, Sporadotrichida, Oxytrichidae.
AUGAAGACAAACGACAAUAAUUAGUCAAGGAUUACUUUGAUGCAAUACUAAGAUUGGCCUUCAAAGGUAAUUGACAAAGAAUAAAAGGAGCUUGAAAGACUUGAGAAAAUAUUAGAGAUGGAGCGUCAAAAGGCCCAAUAAAGACAGAUAAAAAUUGAAGAGAUUGACACAAAGCUCGAGAAAAAGUAGAAACUUGUCAUGUAAAUCUUGAAGUUGAAGGAAUAAGAAAUUGCUGAGAAAAAUAGAUAAAGAGAGCAAAAUCAAAAGAAAAAUGAAAAUUAGUAAUCAGCCAUGAUAUCAAUUAAUUAAGAGCAUAAAAUGUAAGAAGUUAUGGAAAAGCAAAAAUAGAGAGAAGCAGAAAGAUAAACGUAGGCUAAGGAAAGAGAUUUGGAAUAUUAAAGGAAAUAGUAGCAGAUUAAAGAAAAAAGAGACUAGUAUCUUAGAGAAAUAGAAUAAUAGUUCAAGUAAAGACAGCUAGAACUUGAUGCUAGAGAGAAGCUAUUAUAGAUUAAGUUAGAUGAGAGAAGGCAACUUGAGAAGUAAAUGAAUUUUGAGAAGCAAAAGGAAAUCGAAAUUAGAUUGAAAACUAACAAAGAUAAGAGACAAGAAAGAGAGGACAAAUAAAGGCAGAAUCUGGAGCGUAAAAUUUGA